Messenger RNA from Oncorhynchus mykiss (rainbow trout), 2282 nucleotides. RefSeq names its product serine/threonine-protein kinase Kist. Gene Ontology annotation, cellular component: neuronal ribonucleoprotein granule; nucleus. Lineage: Eukaryota; Metazoa; Chordata; Actinopteri; Salmoniformes; Salmonidae. The record is from RefSeq and is a predicted model, not a curated record. Gene Ontology annotation, molecular function: ribonucleoprotein complex binding; ATP binding; RNA binding. Gene Ontology annotation, biological process: regulation of protein export from nucleus; positive regulation of translational initiation; peptidyl-serine phosphorylation.
GACUGCUGCUUCCGGGAACAUGGCCGGCUAAACAAUGACAAAAGUCUCUCUCCUCAAAAUCAAGAAGAAACUUUUCGAAAUGCAAACUGCUUGGCUUAACAAAAGUGUUUGGAUUCAGUGCGUGCAAUUAGGUCGUUUAUUUGGUUUACAUCUGCAUGCAUGUUGUUUAAGGUGAUGUUUAAGUCGGACUAACUUGGCUAUCUUGCCAGCGAAGGUAGCCAACUUUUCACAUUCAGCAGAAUUAGCCUAACGUUAGCUAGCAAAUGCGAAGUGGCUUACAUGUCAACAUAGCUAGGAACAUAAGUAUUGCUAUUGGCUGCUACACUUGAAGCCCGCAACUGAUUUAUUAAGUUCCACGAUCGACACGUUGCAGUGCUGGCUUGUGUAACGUAGAUGCGUUUGUUAUUUUUAUCGGGGUGUCUCGCUGGUUUAUUGUUAUGUUUUCGCAGCUGCGUACAGCUGUCUAGCUAGCUUGAUUGACAUUAAUUUCAAUGGCUCACUGUAGUUCAGAUCCAAGUGGGAAGGUACCCCGUCCAGAUAGCUUAGUGUUGAUGGCAGGAUCUCCUGGAAGCGUUGAUCAGGCUAUGAAGCCGGUGUUGUUUGAAAUAUUUGGAGAGUUUUGGAACGUCCAAACCCGGCUAGGGCAAGGCGUCUCGGCCUCAGUAUACCGUGUGAGCUCAGGGAGGGCGAGUACGGCCGCGGUUAAGGAGUUCCAGGCUGACACUCAGAGUGGAGAUUACGGGUACCAAAAGGAGAGGUCCGUGCUGGAAGACAUACAAGGACACAAAAACAUCGUAACGCUGUACGGGGUGUUCACCAACCGCAGCCAGGUGGGUGUGGCCACGCACUGCCUGCUGCUUGAGCUGCUGGACGUCAGUGUGUCUGAGCUGCUUGUGAGGGCCAGUACCCAAGGCCGAGCCUGCAGCCCCCAGUGUGGUGGUUCCCAGAAGCAGGGCCACUCCAUGUGGCUGGUGCAGCACUGUGCCAGGGACGUCCUGGAGGCCCUUGCCUUCCUCCAUAGAGCGGGCUAUGUCCAUGCCGACCUCAAGCCCCGCAAUGUGCUCUGGAGCGCAGACGAUGAGUGCUUCAAACUCAUCGACUUUGGCCUCAGCUUCAAAGAGGGCAACCAGGAUGUGAAAUACAUCCAGACAGAUGGGUACCGUGCCCCGGAGGCUGAGCGUCAAUACUCCCUGGCCCAGGCGGGGAUGGAGGUGGAUGGUGACUCUGGCUGCUCGGCCGCUGUGGACCUCUGGAGCUUGGCAAUCGUCCUAUUGGAGAUGUACUCGGGCAUCAAACUCAAAGACACCGUCAGGACACCCGAGUGGAAGGACAACAGUGCAGCAAUAGUCGACCAGAUCUUUGCCAGUAACAGUGUGGUGGUUCCUGCCAUCCCUGUCUAUCACCUCAGAGACCUUAUCAAAAGUAUGCUUCACAACAACCCCAAGCACAGAGGCACAGCCGAGAAGGCCCUGCUUAGCCCGUUCUUCAGCAUUCCUUUUGCUCCUCACAUAGAAGACUUGGUUCUGCUUCCCUCUCCUGUUCUGCGCCUGCUCAACCUGAUUGAUGACGGCCACCUGCACAAUGAGGAGGAGUAUGAAGACAUCUUGGAGGACAUGACGGAGGAGUGUCAGAAGUAUGGCUCUGUGGUCUCUUUGCUCAUCCCCAAGGAGAACCCAGGCAAAGGACAGGUGUUUGUAGAAUACGCUAACGCAGGCGACUCCAAAGAGGCCCAGAGACUGUUGACGGGACGGACCUUUGACGGGAAGUUUGUCGUUGCCACGUUCUACCCCCGGAGUGCUUACAAGAGAGGCUAUCUGUACCAGACCGUGCAGUGAACACACACACACACACACACACACACCGUCUGCUGAAGAGCACAGGCCUAGGCCUCAGUCAGUCACUGUCAUGAUGUGUAUAGUCAUAUCAGAUCACCACUCUGCUUUCUGCAGCCUUUAGAGCCAGAGUUAACCUAGUGUGUCCUGUAGCUUUACUGUAUGUAGCAACAGUCUGCGAAAGGAAAGAUUUGUAUAAUCCAAUCUUCCAUGUCCUGCUAUGGGGAUGUAUACUGCUGGAUGCUACGGUUGACAUAUUCAGAUGGGUCAUAUGUUUAUCAUAGCUGGCUUGACUUUUGAUAAAUGGAUCCUCACUGGCCAAAACUGCACACUUUCCCACUUUGCACACGGUGCUCAUGUCAAACCCUGAACAAGAUAAUUACUUGAUGUCCACCGAUCUUGAAGAGCACAAGUACAGUACCAAGUACCCUAUGGGUUUCGUAAACCCAG